UCUCAUCACUUCCGUUUCGUUCCGCUCCGUUCCGCCUUACACACACACACACUCACUUAUACACACAUACACAUCCUCGAGCAGUCCAAUCUGGCAGUGGAUUAUUUAUCCGCACUCAGGAUGAACGCCGACGUCUGCGUGGUGGUCACCGUUCCCACCGCCGCGGAGGAGCUGCGCUCCAGGGAGCGCUCCCCCCACUCCCUUCGCUCUCCCCACUUGCACCACUCCUGUCACUCCCUCCACACUCCCCACUCUCCCCGCUGCUCCAACUGCGGAUCGUCCCCGAAGAGAGGGGACCACUGCGAGCGCUGCUGGCGCCUGAGCCAGAUAGCAGGCAACUCUCCGCCAGCAGCAGGAAGCAGGAGGAGCGGGAUGAGCGGGAGGAGCGGGAGGAACCCAGCGGAGGAGGCCACGCUGGAGCGGCUGCUGCGUUCCCUCGCCGGGGAGCUGCGCCUGGAGGAGGCGGUCUUCUGGACGCAGGACGUCGCGGGCAGGCGGCUGCAGGCGCGCUUCCACCUCCAGAAGGACGAGCGGUUCGAGCGGCUGCUCCGCGCUCUGCGGGAUUGGGGCGUGGGCGAGCGGAGUGGCACUCACUUCGAGGCACUCGCCUGCUUGGAAACAAGGGCCAGAACGAGUCCAGGGAGCCCCCUUCCCCACCAGGAGCAGGACCGCGAGCAGGAGGAGCACGAGCAGGAGGAGCUGGGCGGCCUGGGGUGGCAGAGCUUCGUGGACUCCGUGCGAUGCCGCUUGAAUGUGAACCAGGUGGUGCGGCAGGUGCGCAGGGACGCCGCUCUGACCUUCGACUCGGUGGUGCUGCUGGCGGCAGCCGCCCUUCUCUCGUGUGUGGGCCUCGCGGAGAACAGCUUCCUGUUCCUGUCCAGCUCCAUGCUGAUCUCCCCGCUGAUGGGACCCGUGGUGGCGGCCACCUUCGGCUCGGUGAUCGGCGACCGGGAGCUGCGCUGGCUGGGAUUGCGGAACGAGCUGCUGGGCAUCGCCGUUUCGGCGGCCACCGGCUUCUCCUUCGGAGCGCUCCUCUGCGUCUGCGGCUUGGGCCGCUUCUUCGCCAUCUCCUCCGGACUCACCGAGGAGAUCCUCUCGCGCUGCGACCUCCACUCCCUCGCUCUCGGGGUGUGCACCGCCUUGGCUUCUGGAGCAGCGGGCGCCAUCGCGGUGCUGGGCGGGAACGCGGGUUCGCUGGUGGGCGUGGCCAUCUCCGCCUCGCUCCUGCCGCCGGCGGUGAACGCGGGGAUGCUCUGGGCACUGGCCGUGGGAGCCCAGCUGCUGCCGGAGGAGCACCCGCUGCUGGCGAGCCUGCGGAGGCGCCGCUCCUACUCCGCGCAACUCUCCGUGGAGCUGGUCGCCUGCGCGGCGGUCAGCAUGGCGCUGACCCUGCUGAACGUGGUCUGCGUUUGGCUGCGGGGGGUGCUGGUGCUGCGGGUGAAGGAGGUGGCUCCGGCGGUGCGGCGACACCAGCAGUUCUGGCGCCACGAUGUGCGCACCGCCCGCCAGGUGGCGCACUUGGACCCCGCCCUGCAGAGCGCCAUCGAUCGGCUGGACGAGGCGCAGCUGGACGUGGAGGCGCCGCACUACCAGCGCACCUGGUCGCCGGAAACGGGUAACCACCAGGGAUCCGGGGGGUCCAAGGAGCGGCCGGACAACUACCACACGGUCCACGGGUUCCGGGAGUUCUGCAUUACGCUCCACCGACUGAAAGCCACUCCCCGGGGAGUCCAGCCGCCCAGUGUGAUGGAGCUGUUCGACUUGGGCUCCACCCCCGGAGGAGGGGGAGCGAGUCCUGGGGGGAUCGCCACCUGCGGAGUGUCCACUGGCCGAGGGAGGAGGGAAAAGCGGAGGAGGAGAAGCUCCUUCUGGAGGGAAGUCCUCCUGCGAGCAGCUCGUUCCUUCCAGGAAGGGAGGAGAGUGCCCCCGUCGAUCGACCGCUGAGGGUGCUGGCCCGCGGGAGGUCAGGGGUCACGCAGGAGGAGGGGGCGGAGGAACCGGAGGGGGAGGAGCAGGAGGAGUUCCAGGCUUAGCAGCGUGGAGAGCAGCGCAAACAGGACGGCAGCCUUCGGGGCUUCGAGUCCAGCUCUGAUUGCUCGCUCCUCGCCGAUGUCCUUGUUUGCCAACCACUCCAUGCCGCCAGCACUGGCGGUCGCCAAACGGGAAAAGUACAUACCGGGGACUACAUGGAUGGAAGUGGAAACUGCUGAAAAUUGAGGAAAACACCAGCGAGUAUAAACUUUAAAGGCGAGCUAAAUCCAGUGGGAAAUCCGGUGGUUCGCGGUCCCAGUUAACCACGUAUUUAAAUGGCCCUCAGGAAGAGGUCCUUAAUUUAAAGGACGGGAGCACUUUUAUUGAUCGGAUGCAAGCUAAAUUAAGAGCCCCUUUAAGCCAAGUGAAAUUGCCAACUUGCAUAGUUACUUUGUACUUUAAGAGGAAAACAUAAACAUGUAUACUGUUUUAAUCCUGAACAACUA
Messenger RNA from Drosophila ficusphila, 2477 nucleotides. RefSeq lists its product as uncharacterized. Lineage: Eukaryota; Metazoa; Arthropoda; Insecta; Diptera; Drosophilidae. The record is from RefSeq and is a predicted model, not a curated record.